UGUAAAUUGUAAAAAUGCAGUCAUAAAAAUUCUCAUUUAAAUUUACAUUCGUCAUUAUCUAGUUAAUUAUAAUUUAGAAGCAUAACAUGAACAAAUUAUCCUAAGAAUUGCUCUCGUCGGCUGCUCGUUUAACCGAGACAAGUAGUUUGCAGCGAUGGCGUCACAGCCCAGUGACAACACAGAGUUUCCGCCCGAGAUAAUCGUCAAGCCCCUGGCGCUUAUAGGGCUUUCGGGGCUCGAUGUCGUCAACAACGCCAUACACAAGACGAUAUGGGACGCCUUCUCAAACAACCGUCGACCCGACCGAGCCUCCGUGCAGUUCAAAAUACUGCACAAUACAUUCGAGUUCCCCGUCGUGAAACCGAAAAGAAACUCCUACGAAUGGUACAUACCUAAAGGAAUACUCAAGAAAAACUGGAUCCAAAAACGAAUAUCGCUAAUACCGGCCGUUGUGGUGAUAUUCUAUGAUAUGGAGUGGAAUGAUCCCCAGUGGAAUGAGAAAAUCAUCGAGUGUGCGUCGAGAGUGCAGUCCAUCCGAGCAGCCAUAGAGGGUCACGCCACGAAGGUAGCUGUCGUUGUCGUCCAGAGCGGCCUCUCCCCUCCUCCCUCGGAGUACAUGCUGGGUGCCGAAAGAGCGCAGGCUCUAUGCUCCGCCUGCGAAAUUCAGUCUAAGUCUCUGUUUGUGCUUCCCCACAGCGAUCACCUCAUGGGCUACAUUGUACGCUUAGAGAAUGCAUUUUAUGAUAUAGCCCAAAACUAUUAUCAUCACGAGACAAAGAACAUUAAACAGCAUAAGGACCACUUGAACAAAACAACCCACCAGUAUCUGUUUGUAAGACAUCAAUUCAAGUUAGGCUUUCUGAAUGAAUUGAAGCAGGACUUGAGUACAGCUCAUAAACACUACCUACAUGCCUACAACAAUCUGUUGGAGACUAGACAAGUGGACACCAACAUACAGGAGAUCAGAACUGUGGCUGGGUACAUCAACUACAAGCUUUGCAAAUUGCUCUUUGCUCUUAACCUGCCAAGAGACUCCAUCUCUCAGCUGAAAUCUCACAUAGAGAGGUACAAAAAUAGGAUUGGACCUACAGAACUACUCUUCGAACAUUAUGCCUGGAUAGCCCGACAGUACAGUGCUUUUGGGGAGUUAUUUGAUGAGGCCAUAAGAGCCGGUCUACCGGCCAUUCAGUCCCAGCAUCCUGGCUUUUACUUUCAGUAUGCCGCUCAAUUCACAGUCAAGAGGAGGCAAGCUGCAAGAUCUGUCUGCUGUGAUGUGCUCCAGUAUCCUCCUCCCCCUGACCCAAUGGAGGGCAUUGUGGAGUACUAUGGCCAAAGGCCUUGGAGACCCGGCAGGCUCAGUGCGGACCCACAUGACCCACAGAAGGAGCAGGUGGCUGUUCUAGCGCUCCAGUACAAUGAGAGGAUAUUCAAUCACUCUGGAAUGAUAAUUAGCUUUCUCAGCUGUGCCAUAUCUCAGUUCAAAACUUUCCACUCCCCUAGAAUGAGGAAACAGUUAGUCGUGGAAAUGGCUAACGAGUAUUAUUACUGUGGAGACUAUGGAAAAGCUCUCACCCUUUUAUCUCAUAUGUUGUGGGAUUACAGACGAGAAAAGUGGUGGUAUCUAGCUUCCUAUGUGUUGAACAGAGCCCUCCAGUGUGCCUACCUCUCUGCCAAGAUCCAAGAUUAUAUCCAGCUCUCAGUGGAAGCACUCUCCAAAAACAUUCAAGUCAUUAAUAAUGAUAAGGAAAGGAUAUUUACUAAUGUGAUGUCAGUUCUAAACUUAAACAUUCCAGCUGCUGAGCCAGAUCUGCCUGCACAAUCCCAGGGCAAAGCCUUGGAGUUGUGGAAGGCUGCAAUAGAGAAAGAGCCCUUCACGGUGACAAUAGAUAUGGCCAAUAUUUCCAGUUUUCUAGAAGUUAAAUCAAGAUUUUUGCAGCAGAAGUACAGGGUAGAUGAAAACAUAGAAGUUGAGAUUUUUGUGAGGCAGACAUUUAGUGGUGCCCUCCAUGUGAAAAAAGCCCAUUUGACUGUCUCCUCUAGCACUGAGACCAUUGAAAUUCCAAUAACUGACUCCGGGAAACCUAAUAUACAACUCGAUGGGGGGAGAGUUAAGAGGUUUUUGUGUCAAUUCAAAAUGAAUCCACAUGACAGUGGAUCCGAGCUUCAUAUUAAGGCUGUGACUUUUGUUCUCGAUGCAGAUACUAGGAGGAAAAUAAUAUUAAAUUUUAAGGUAGAUGAAAAUAAAGUUACAGAAGUUGUUCAUCCAGAGCUGCUACAUUUUAUAAUAAGUCCAAAGGCUGACUAUGAAUUUGAUAGUAUUGUGCCAGCAACUUCUGCAAGCAUUACCACAAGGGAGUGUAGACUCUCUCUGAAUAUAGAAAAUGAAGCACCUGCACUCCAGGGAGAAUGGUUUCCAACAACUUUCACAAUACAGAAUAAUGAAGAAAAUUCUAUCAAAGACAUGGUUAUUGUCCUCUCACUACUGAGCUCCCCGGACAACCCAAACCCAGAAUCGGUGACAGAACUUAGCCUCAAACACACUGAAUCUCAAGCUCAGCCUAUUAAAAUCAGUGUUGGAAACAUUGAGAAGUCUGGGACAUAUUCGAAUAAGUUUUAUUUGAAAACAAAUAGAACAGUAACAACAACAGUGCAAAUCAAAGUGUCAUAUAAUAUUAACCUCCAUGAGAUUUCUAAGCUAGAGUGUGUUAAGGACUUUGUUUCUAAGAUACCAGUCGUAAAACCUUUUGAGGUUACUACAAAUUUUGUAGCUAUGAACUUUAAGCCUAUUACAAAAUGUUUUAUCAAUGACCACUUUAUAGUGAUGCCACAGAUUAAAAUACUAAGCCCAUGGGAUCUUGUAAUACUAGACACAGAAUUAGAAACUCAUGACUGUUUCAAAUAUGGUGAUGAAGAGAAACCUGUAUCAUGUAUUAGCAAUCUGGAAGUUUCUGAGAACACUAUUGCAUCAGACGCAGUCUGUAUACAAGCUAAACACAAGCCAAAAGAUCCACCUACUAGAGUUGGCCUGUACAACAUAACAUGGAGGAGAAAAAGUAAUGGAGAUGGUCCAAUAGUCAUGAGCAGCACACCUCUGUCGGGGCUUCCUAUAGAUGAGUGUCCGAUUUCAUUAAAAGUCAAUUACCCGGAGGUAGUUGUUCAGCAGACAUCAGUUCCUCUGAAGUGUACAAUCAUAGGACAAACUGAUACACCAAUAAGGCUCAGUAUUAAUGUAAAUGGUACCAAUGCGUACAUGAGUUCAGGCUACAAAAAGCUAUCUGUAACAGUUCCACCGAGAGAUAAGGUUGAGUUAUGUUACAACAUCCACCCCCUAGUGGCCGGACACACCGCUCCUCCAAAGUUAGAAGCUACUAUACUCGGGGAUAACACAAAACAAGAUGUCAUCAAAGAGAUGUUUGACAAAAACUUUCCUGAUUCUAUUUUUGUUAUGCCAAUGUAUAAUAAGUAAAGUCUAUAAAGUUUGUUAAUGGUUCUAUGUAGAGAUUGUACAUAUUGAAUAUAUUAUGUUGUAGUUACCUUAUAUUAGUUAAUAAAUCCAGUUAUUUGUUA
Aricia agestis (brown argus) is the source of this 3567-nucleotide messenger RNA. RefSeq names its product trafficking protein particle complex subunit 11 (gene gry). Gene Ontology annotation, cellular component: cytoplasm. The transcript has a single exon. Bases 155 to 3466 code for a protein of 1103 amino acids. The record is from RefSeq and is a predicted model, not a curated record. Lineage: Eukaryota; Metazoa; Arthropoda; Insecta; Lepidoptera; Lycaenidae.